ACCACUUCCGGGUGAACGUAGUGUUAUGGUUAGCUCGUGGCUAACGUACUCUCAACAUCUGCAAGUUGUUACAGUUCCGCUUAUGUUCUUUGUUUAACACACUUUUAAGACAAAUGUCUGCGCCCUCCGCACCGGGUACGUUGAAUAUCAGGGAUUUAAAUUCACCGACCGUCUCAACAAGUAAAGCUCCAACUUCAGCGGCGUUAAUCGCACAGGCCCGUGUCAAGAAACGAGCAGUUAGCCCCGCGACACCCACAGCCUCCCAACUAAAUAACAACAGCAAAAAAAGAAAAACACAGCCAUCUGCGUCAACGACACAAGCUCAGGUCGUUCCUGUGGAGGAAACUACCGAAGGCAGCAAAUCAGUAGUUGAUACCGAAUCUACUAUUAAGGCUCUUCCUUUUAAAAACCCCAAUUUCGUGCACUCGGCUAUUGGUGGCGCAGCAGCAGGAAAGAAGAAUCGAACUUGGAAGAAUCUGAAGCAGAUUCUGGCAGCAGAGAAAGCUCUUCCCUGGAAAGCUACUGAUCCUAACUACUGUACCAUAGAUGCACCUCCUUCUAUGAAACCAUCUAAAAAGUACUCAGACAUAUCUGGUCUGCCGGCAAACUACACUGACCCUCAGACCAAACUGUGCUUUGCAUCGACAGAGGAGUUUUCCUACAUCCGGCAAUUACCCACAGACGUAGUAACCGGAUACCUGGCUCUCCGCAAAGCAACCUGCAUUGUGCCUUGAGACAGAAUGUCUUCCACACACACUGACUCUUGGAUACUACAGGAUAUGAAGGAUCCACAGACUCAGAUCAGACGCUAAUCCAAUUGAUCAGAGUGUGAUCUUCUAAAUAUUUGUGCUUAUCUUGUGGGUUGAAACUGAUUGUUGUCCUUAAUAUAAGAAGGAUUAUCCCUCUUUCUAAGUUCUGGACUUUCAUUUGACUCCUACUUUUCUUUCAAUUAUGUUUUAAUACACAAAAAUAUGGACUGAAUUCACCUUUUUACUAUACUGUAAACAUUAACUCCAAACCAAAUCCUUUCUAAGAAUACAGUAUGUCUAAAAAUAAAAAGAUGGUUUAAAAGA
Molecule: messenger RNA, 1073 nt
Organism: Triplophysa dalaica
Lineage: Eukaryota; Metazoa; Chordata; Actinopteri; Cypriniformes; Nemacheilidae
Gene: ino80c
Product: INO80 complex subunit C
Exons: 5
Coding region: 114-734 (206 amino acids)
Biological process (GO): chromatin remodeling
Cellular component (GO): Ino80 complex
Source: RefSeq, a predicted model, not a curated record